AUGAAUUUGGAUGCCAAGGCUGGUGCCACAGAGAGGAGAAUGCAUCUACAAGAGAUCGAAGAACUCUGCCUUGAUGCCUAUGAUUCUGCCAUGUGGUACAAGAAAAAGACGAAGAUGUGGCAUGGCAAGAACCUUCGCAAGAAGGAACUCAAGGUGGACCAUAGAGUGCUUCUCUUCCAAUCCAGACUCAAACUAAUACCAGGGAAACUAAGGUCAAGAUGGAUUGGUCCUUAUACCAUUGUCGCCAUCAGAGCAAAUGGAGCAGUCGAACUCCAGGGGAGUGAUCCAGACUCGCCUACCUUCAUGGCGAAUGGUCACAGGGUGAAGCCGUACAGAGAAGGAAUGGAGGCAUUUGUGGUGGACGACAUUCCACUACUCAUGCCUAUCUCUUGCCAAUAA
Messenger RNA from Salvia splendens (bonfire salvia), 399 nucleotides. RefSeq lists its product as uncharacterized. Lineage: Eukaryota; Viridiplantae; Streptophyta; Magnoliopsida; Lamiales; Lamiaceae. The record is from RefSeq and is a predicted model, not a curated record. The transcript has a single exon. Bases 1 to 399 code for a protein of 132 amino acids.